UUCUCUUCAAACUUCUUUCACGAAGCCAAGGCGCGCUUUGUUUCUUGCCUUAUCUUUCCAACUCAGACCAAUGUUUAUCACUACUUUUGCCAACAGCGCUGUAUAUUGGACCAUACGCACAUUCAUCCGUGCUGGGCCACUCAUCUGGAUAAGUGGGUCGCUGGGCAGCCUCAUAGACAUUAUCUAUGCGUUCCUUUCUAAGGCCCUUGUUAACUCGCAGAAGCAGGUCGACGAUAUUGUCAAAGACGCCCUCGAUAAUGGGGCUGGAAAUGGAAAAACUGCCGUCAUUACUGGUGCAAAUUCCGGAAUCGGCUACGAAACCGCCAAGGCAAUUGGCCGCGCUGGCUAUCAUACCAUUUUGGCGUGCCGCAACCCGAAGCUCGGCGAAGAGGCUGUCAACAGGCUCAAGGCGGAAACUGGAACCGACAACUUUGAGCUGAUGGUCCUAGAUUUGGCUUCAUUCGCGUCGAUUCGCAAGUUCGCUGGGGAGUUCAAGAAACGUCACCAGUCGCUGAGCUUGCUGGUCAACAACGCUGGCGUUUUCAUGUGCCCAUAUAUGACCACAGUGGAGGGUAUCGAGAUGCAAUUCGGCACCAACCAUGUCGGGCACUUUCUCCUGACAAACAAGCUUCUGGAUGUCAUCAAGAGGUCGGGGCCGGCGCGGAUCAUCAAUAUCUCGUCAAUUGCCAGCUACAUCAAUGCCCGCUUUGACAAGGAGAUGGUCAAAGAUAAGCGUGCGUACAGCCGUCUGUUCGCUUACUGCAAUGCGAAACUCUCAAACGUCAUGUUCACGGCAGCUUUGGCACGGAGGCUUGAGGGAACCGAGGUUACAACCAACUCGUUGCACCCUGGCUUUAUCUCCACCAACAUUUUUGCACACAUUGGCCUGUGGCAGCGUCUGCAGAACCUUCUGUUCAUUAACCCAACUCAGGGUGCGCUGACUUCGAUCUACCUUGCCCUGUCCCCCAAGGUCAAUGGUGUGUCCGGCAAGUAUUUCGUUCGCUGCCAAACUACCCAUGCUCACCCGUCGGCCAGUAGUGUUGACGAGCAGGAGGAACUGUGGAAGUUUACCGAGGAGCUGAUCGCCAAGCAUUCGGAGCAGACAAGCUAUGGUACUUUUUAAUACAAUAUUUC
Molecule: messenger RNA, 1134 nt
Organism: Linderina pennispora
Lineage: Eukaryota; Fungi; Kickxellomycota; Kickxellomycetes; Kickxellales; Kickxellaceae
Product: NAD(P)-binding protein
Exons: 1
Coding region: 71-1123 (350 amino acids)
Source: RefSeq, a predicted model, not a curated record